AUGACAAGGAUGUCUACGUGUGUAUACCACUUGUUUGUCUUGAGCUGGUAUAUCUUCCUCAACUUUUAUAUCUCACAAGAAGGACAGGAUCCACGGAAAUCCCAAAUCUUUCUAAAUGGGGGACAAUGGAAGUACCUAACAUUCCUUAAUCUGCUCUUGCAGGCCAUUUUCUUCGGGGUGGCCUGCCUGGAAGAUGUGCUGAGAAGAACCAAAGGGAAAAAAGACAUUAAGUUCGUAACAGCCUUCAGAGACCUGCUUUUCACCACACUGGCUUUUCCGAUAUCCACAUUUGUAUUUCUGUCAUUCUGGAUUCUCUUUCUCUACGACAGAGAACUCGUUUACCCUAAGGCCCUAGAUACCAUCUUUCCAGUGUGGUUGAAUCAUGCAAUGCACACGUUCAUCCUUCCGUUCUCGCUAGUCGAGGUCAUCCUCAGACCACACUGCUACCCACUGAGGAAGAGAGGACUCACCCUGCUGGCCGCUGCUUGCCUCGCCUAUGUCAGCAGGGUCCUAUGGAUCUACUCUGAGACGGGUACAUGGGUAUAUCCUGUAUUUGCCAAACUCAGCCCAGUGGGUCUAGCAGCCUUCUUCUCUCUCAGCUACAUCUUUACCACCGGCAUCUACCUAUUUGGAGAGAAGCUCAACCACUGGAAAUGGGGUGACACAGUGCAACCGAGGAAGAAGAGGAAGUGA
Messenger RNA from Rangifer tarandus platyrhynchus (Svalbard reindeer), 693 nucleotides. The record is from the annotation of a GenBank genome assembly. NCBI's taxonomy places the organism in Eukaryota, Metazoa, Chordata, Mammalia, Artiodactyla, Cervidae.